AUGUCGGGCCACCAUCAGAGCACCCACGACGCCACAUACCAGCCCAACACCGGCCGCUCUUUCGAUCCAUCGUACACCGUCGCCGCCGCCGCCGCCGCCGCCGGUUCUGGCGGACCACCGCUGCCCGAAUCCAGUCGAGACUACCCGCCAAGGAACUUCUUCCAUCCCUUCGCCGAGAGUACCGAGCCACGUGGCGUUCCCCGAGCCUUCCACGACGAUCAAACCUUUGCGCCCCUCCAGCACUGGGCCGAGCCGUCGUCGUCGCAGCAGGGUCAUUUCGUUCAGCGUCCACCUCAGCAACACCCCUCCUCCCUCCGCCGCCAGCAGCAUCACCCGUACGCCAGCCUCGACCACGCCAAGGCUACUCUGCCUCACCAGACCCCGCAUCACCCGCUCUCCAACGUACACGCACUGCAGACGCAUGUCCAGAGCGGUGCCGGGCACGGCGCUCUCUUCGCCGAGAUCGAGGCGCACGGCACCCGUCAGGUGUCGCGCGCGGCCUGCCUCUCCUGCCGCUCGGCCAAGCGCAAGUGCGACGGCGUCAAGCCCGUGUGCGGGCCCUGCGCCCAGCGUGGCGUCCAGGGCGAUGCGGCUCACCCCGACGGCGCCUGCGUAUACGUGGCCAGCAAACGCGGCGGUCCCAGGUUCAAGGGGAUCCGAGGUCGUGAGGCGACCAAGAAGGUGCUCAACGAACGGGAGCGCCUCAGGAUGGAGGAAGAGGAGCGGGCCAUGAGGGAGCGGGGCCGUCAGACGGCUUCAUUCAGCCCAGAAGCGGCCUCCAGUGCCGACGCCUCCGGAUUCGCUGCGUCGCAUCACGGCUCUAGUCGCAGUCGCGAUUCGGCGCCUGCGAGCACCUCUCUCACCUCGGUCUCCACCCGACCGCACAUCACCCCGGAUGGCGGGGUCAGCCCAGGCUCGGACUUGCCGAGUCUGUACAGCCGCGUCUCGAGCGAGACUGUGGGGCCGAUCUCUCCUCAGACGCCCCUGACGCCGGCUUCCAGCCGCGAUGCCUCGGCGGGCGCGGUGCCGUCGCCCAACGUUUUCGCGUUCGGCAACGAAAAGGAGGCGCUCUUCCAGAGCAACUACUUCCGCGAGCCGCACGGCGGUUGCGGCGGGCUGUUCGACGACCUCUCGGUUGCCAACUUGGAGAUGUGGCAGAACCUGCAGGGCGAGCAGGCGUCGGCGGCAGACGUCUUCGCCAACUUCUACAAGAAGCUCGAGAGCCUGCCCAAGGCAGGCGUGCUCGGCGCCAGCGGCAACAACGACGAGCCCAUCAUCGACGACUUUGAUGUCCAGUCCGCCAACGUCGACGUGACAGAAGCGUCCAAGAAGGCCGCCGCCGUCAAUUCGGAGCAGCAGACGCGCGCCCUGCUGUCCGACUACUACGAACUGGUCUAUCCGGGCUGUCCGGUGAUGCUGCCUUCGGGCCACCUCUCGUCCUUGGCGUUCCACCUAUCCGACGACGACUCGUCAGCUCUGCUGGCUGCGAUCUCUUCGUGCGUUGCCCUCCAGCUGCCGCAGUCCGAGGUCCACCGCAUCGUCCGCGGCAGCAUGCACCUCACGCAUCCCGACGACAAGGAGGCCAAUGCCGGACUCGGCGCGCUCGAGGGCGCUCCGCGCGAAGAGAUUGCCUUGUUCCACGCCAAGUCGGCCGAGCGUCUGUUGCUCAAAAAGGUCGUCCAGCUUGCGCGUGGCAGCGAUGCUCUGCCAGAGGGCAAGAAGGGCGCCCUAGGCGGACUGCACCAGGCGAGCCUCUCGUCGACCUUUGCGCCGGAUCUCGAGCUGGUGCGUAUCAAGCUCAUUGCCACCCACGUUCUGCUGGCCCACUACUACUACGGCAUCACCGAACAGAAGCGCGCCUUCCACCACGCCACCCAGGCCUGGACCCAUUGCCAGUCGUUGGACCUGGAUGCGCGCGGGGCCGCUCCCGCCGCGCCAUCCUGGUUCAGCUCAACGCAGAAGAGCGAGUGGGCGAAGCGCGCAUUCUGGGCCAGCUACACUGCAGCGACCGUCAUGUCGUGCACCGGCGGCUUCAACCCGCUUGCGGUCAAGCGAGACGCUGCAGAGGAUCUGUCCCUCCUGCCGGGCGCCGAUCAGGAGCUUGCCAGCUGGAAGGUCCUCGUCAAGGGCGCCCAGUUCGUUUCGCGCGCCUAUGCCACCCUCUUCGACCUCGAAGCCUUCAAGAAGGAUCCCGCCCACGAGCUGAUCGCGGGCCAACCGCAGCCCCGGCAGCACCAGCAGAAGUGGGAGGAGAUUUUCAGCAGGAUGCAAGGCCUCGACAACGACGUGAUGAACUACGUCCGACGCGAUCCGGCAUGGUCAGAUCGGACCUGCUUCGAGGUGACGGUGAUUGCUUCCAGGCGCACCGCUCUCUUUGAUGACGAGAACGACACCCGGCUAAAGCGGAGCCUCCGCAUCGCCGGCAAGCUCAUGACCAGCGGGGCGCUCAUCAUCUUGCAUCGGACCCAGGCCUUCGCCAACGCCAAGAUCUUCGUUGCGCCGACCUGCGGACUCCCGGGCACGUUUGACGAUUCGAGCGAGGGCAGUGCCAGUACCGACUCGAUGUGCGGCAGUCGGCAGCCAGACGAGAGCGCCGCUGUCGUCAGCAGCGGAGCGACGCCACGGCAGGCCCACGCAUCGGACGACAACACAUCGGCCAGGAAGCACGAGCAGCGCCCGAGCAGCGAACAGAUGAGUGACCGAGCCGCCAAGCGGGUACGGACGCGGCCCGGCAGGAGCCUGAGCAACAGCAGCCGGAGCAGCUCAAGCAGCGACAGCGGCGGCGGCAACAGCACGUCGGGCUCUGGGGCCGUCCUGCGCGUCAAGAAGAUCGCGCUGACAAGGCAGGGCAUCCCCGUCUCUUUCGCCGGCGGGCCCUUUGAGCCAAUGGUCUCGCUCGAGCGGUGCCGCUUUGCCGCCAGCGUCAUGUAUACGGAGCUGCCCAACAUUUGCGGCUCCACGUUUCAGCACGGGCGGAGGGAGAGCAUGGGUCUGCUCCCGGUCGAGGGCCUCAACCUAGGUCUUCCCGCGCCCAUCAGUCGCGACGAGUGGUCUGCGCCAUCGCUGCCGCCCUUUUCGGCGUGCUCGCUGGUGCUGGCCGCCUACGUCUUCCUGAUGGAGACGCUCCAUGCCCAGCUCUCUGCGGGCGGCAGCGCACCACUGGACGCGAUGCUGCUGCAGACGUCCAAGUCGCUCGAGGUUCCCUUCCUGCUCAACGCGGACCCGGACCGGGUGCGCCAACUGCCCCAGCUCCGAGGCACCGAGGCGCUGCAGCUGGCCGUCCGGCUGCGGCACGCCAUCACCGAGAUCGAACACGCGCUGCAGAAGUUCUCGAGGGCCUGGGAGGUGGCCAAGAACUACGUUCAGGAAGUCAGGAUCCUGCUCGAGGUCAACAACGGCCUCUUCCCCAUGCCGGCCUGA
Molecule: messenger RNA, 3420 nt
Organism: Pseudozyma flocculosa PF-1
Lineage: Eukaryota; Fungi; Basidiomycota; Ustilaginomycetes; Ustilaginales; Ustilaginaceae
Exons: 2
Coding region: 1-3420 (1139 amino acids)
Biological process (GO): regulation of DNA-templated transcription
Molecular function (GO): DNA-binding transcription factor activity, RNA polymerase II-specific; zinc ion binding
Source: RefSeq, a predicted model, not a curated record